This is a messenger RNA of Cooperia oncophora, 1587 nucleotides long. NCBI's taxonomy places the organism in Eukaryota, Metazoa, Nematoda, Chromadorea, Rhabditida, Trichostrongylidae. The record is from the annotation of a GenBank genome assembly.
AUGGAAACAGGCAAUCUUCGCAAUGAAGAUUUUCGAAAGUUGUUGACUGCACCGAAAAAGGUGGUCGCUGAAGGUUCUGCAUCGGGUGGCGCAUCACAUUCAUUCACACACAGGCAUCAAGCGAAACCCGAUAAGAAGAAAGGUGGAGGUGGUCAUAAACACAAGAAAGAGAAAUUCGAGACCAACGAGGAUGAAGCCAAUCUCAAGGAAAUUCUUAAAAACUACCGUGAUCGAGCACUCGAACGACGUCUAAAGGGCAACGAUGACAAUGACGAAAUCGUGAAGUUGGCGGCAGCUUAUCGUGCCAUGCCUGGAGAUGCACGUGCGAUGACAGAUAAAGCGAAUCUCAGAAGACAAGCGAUUGAGGAAUCAAAAUACCUUGGAGGAGAUAUGGAGCAUACUCACUUGGUGAAAGGUCUCGAUUAUUCGCUGCUAAACAAAGUGCGAAGUGAAAUUAAUAAAUCACAAACGGAAGCGGAUCCUGUGGACGAACUGGAACUUGCUUAUGAUCAAAAAGGAGUAGAUGCUGUGGAGAAGAUGUCAGAUAAUAAGAUGGUGCGUGGCUUACAUCGUAUUCUGUUCAAGAAUGAGUUACCAGUACGGAAUGAGCUAUUCGGAAAAGGACGUAUGGCAUAUGUGGUAGACAUGGAAGAUGAGGAAGCUGAUAUUCCUACCACUUUACUUAGAUCUGUGCACGAUUGUCCGAAGGCAGAGUCAAAUGCAAAUAUCAACGCGAAUAACAUGUUGAUUUCCAAGCUGACACAGGUGCUGUCAUACCUUCGUGCUGACCAUAAAAAGAAGAAAAAGCCAGAAAUGUCAGAAGAGGAGGCGAAGAAAUAUCAGUCUCAGAGCAUCUACGAUAACGAGGCUGAAUAUGCUCCAAAGAGAGACAAGGACAAGGACCGUCGAGAUAAGGACAGAGAUCAGAAUCAGAAGAAGGAUCGAAAUUACUUCGACGCUAAGGAUGAUAGAAAUAAACGUGAGGAUCGCGAUAGGCGGGACAAAGAUCGUGACAGGCGUGGUGGUCAUGAACAGGAUCGUCGAGAUCGCGACAAGGAAAAGGAUCGUGAACGAAAUCGUGAUAAAGAGCGAGAGCGGGACAGAGAACGCAGAGAUCGCGAAGAACGAGACAAAGAGAAGCGCCUUGAAGAAAAAAUGGAGAAGAGGAGAAAGGAAGCAGAAGGAGGAGGGUAUGAUGAAUGUUAUCCCGGAGGAAUGGCAGAAAUGGCUGGCGGUUGGGAUUCAGAUGAAGAAGAUCUGACGAUGAUGGAUAUGGGAGCAAAGAAGUCGAAUAUAAAACGAUGGGAGUUCGACAAUGACGAUGACUAUGAGAAAUUCCAGGUAUUUUUUCAGCUGCAUUUACUUGUUGUAAAAUAUGAUGCCGAUAUUCAUUUCAAGGGAUCUCGCGAAGCGAUGCCAAAGGCAGCCUACCAGUAUGGUGUGAAGACUGGCGAUGGACGAAAGACCAGGAAAAGUGUUGAUGUGAACAAGAAGAUCGACAAGGAACUAAGUCAAAUCACAAAAUUGAUCGAGAAGCGUAAAAGUGGAUUCGAAGAAGAAGGAGACUACAAGCGUCCGAAGUUCUAA